Messenger RNA from Penicillium riverlandense, 678 nucleotides. RefSeq lists its product as uncharacterized. Lineage: Eukaryota; Fungi; Ascomycota; Eurotiomycetes; Eurotiales; Aspergillaceae. Bases 1 to 678 code for a protein of 225 amino acids. The record is from RefSeq and is a predicted model, not a curated record. The transcript has a single exon.
AUGUCUUCCCGCUCAGCCUCAAUAGACUCGGCAGACUCGGCGCCCCCACCUCAGGACGAGCAGGGCCCAGCUCGUAUCUAUGCGGUCUACAAGAACUCCUUCCGCCGGCACUAUGAGAUCAAAUCACUGGACGACCAAAUCCUCUUCUACGCUGAUGUCUCCUCAUUGACACGGAACAAGCCCGAUAUCACCCUUCAUGCGGGAACCGACACCAAUGCACCCAUUGUGGCGGUCAGCCAGUUCCUCAAACUGUCAAGCAACUACAAACUCGGUCUAGGCAACCCCGAUGACCCAGGAAACAUGCAAUGGGAGGAUAUGACACGCGAGAGCAUUCGCGCCAACAAGCACCGCAUUGAAAUGAACAUUCGCAACUCCCCCGGUCCAGACACUCCCGCCCAGAGACGCUCUUUUCUCUGGAAGCGCACUCGCCAUGUCGUGGUGGACGACUCGUCGCGGAGAUGGGGGAGCGUGCGCAACUACAAGCUGGUGGACGAGAGCUCCGACCAGGUCGUGGCUAUUUUUACGAGCGAGCGGACUUACAACAAGUGUGGGAAGAUCCAGAUCAAGGUGGAAUAUGGGGACGAUUUUGAUCGAAUUGUCUUCAUUUCCUGCUUGAGUUUGUAUGAGAAGGCCAAACGGCGCGCUCGGGCUGCAUCGGCAGGCGGCGGUGGCGCUUAG